This is a messenger RNA of Labrus bergylta (ballan wrasse), 3650 nucleotides long. It is a transcript of the gene abi1a, whose product is annotated as abl-interactor 1a. Gene Ontology annotation, molecular function: signaling adaptor activity; cadherin binding; SH3 domain binding. The record is from RefSeq and is a predicted model, not a curated record. Gene Ontology annotation, biological process: neuron migration. Gene Ontology annotation, cellular component: SCAR complex; actin-based cell projection; lamellipodium. NCBI's taxonomy places the organism in Eukaryota, Metazoa, Chordata, Actinopteri, Labriformes, Labridae.
UUUUUUUUUUUUUUUUCUCGACUCAGAGCUCGGGCUGGUGGCUGUUUCAAUCAAAGGGAAGGCAGAGAGAGGGAUAAGGGAGGCUCUGCGGGGUGAGAUGUGAAGAUGGCAGAGCUACAAAUGUUGUUAGAGGAAGAGAUUCCGGCCGGCAAAAGAGCGCUUGUGGAGAGUUACCAAAACCUGACCAGAGUCGCGGACUACUGUGAGAACAAUUAUGUCCAGGCCCAGGACAAGAGGAAAGCUCUGGAGGAGACCAAAGCCUACACCACCCAAUCCCUGGCCAGCGUGGCCUACCAGAUCAAUGCCUUAGCCAACAAUGUGCUCCAGCUGCUGGACAUCCAGGCCUCGCAGCUGCGGCGCAUGGAGUCCUCCAUCAACCACAUCUCCCAGACGGUGGACAUCCAUAAAGAAAAGGUGGCCAGGCGGGAGAUCGGGAUCCUGACGACCAACAAGAACACGGCGAGGACCCACAAGAUCAUAGCACCAGCUAAUAUGGAGCGGCCGGUGAGGUACAUCAGGAAGCCUAUCGACUACAACGUGCUGGACGAUGUCGGCCAUGGCGUCAAGUGGCUAAAAGCCAAGCAACAUGGAAACAAUCAGGCAAUCAGAGGAGGAACACUAUCGAGGACCAACCCGCCGACGCAGAAACCACCGAGCCCUCCCAUGUCAGGGCGCGGCACGCUCGGGCGCAACGCGUCCUACAAGACUCUGGAGCCGGUGAAGCCGCCCACGGUGCCCAACGACUACAUGACCAGCCCCGCCCGGCUGGGCAGCCAGCACGGCCAGCAGCACAGCCCGGGCCGUACGGCGUCGGUCAACCAGAGGCAACGCACGCACAGUGGGAGCAGCGGGGGGAGCAGCAGCAGGGAGAACAGCGGCAGCAGCGGUAUUGGCAUUCCCAUCGCCGUGCCUACACCCUCCAUCCCGAACUCUGGACCAGUCCCGCCCAUGUUUGCUCCUCCUGGAGCCCCUCCACCUCCUCCCCCCCCUCCUCCUCCUCCUCCACCUCCUCCUUCCAUGGCUGGGUUCGGGUCCCCAGCGCCCCCGCCUCCACCUCCACCUCCGCCACUGCCGUCAACUUUAGUGGUGGCCCCGGGGCCUGGUCUGGGCCCUAUUCCAAUGUCCCAGUUUGGAACCAUCUCGCGGCAGAUUUCACGGCACAACCCCUCCAACUCCUCUGUCUCUAUGGUUUCGGCCACGGGCACCUACCGCCGGGCGCCGUCGGUCACUUCCCAGUUCUCCUUGCAGCAGCAGCAACAACUUCAGCAGCAACAGCUACAGCAGCAGCAGCAGCAGCAGCAGCAACAACAACAACAACAACAACAACAACAACAGCAGCCUCAUAUUAACGGAGGCACUCCAGGCUAUGGUCAGAAUUCAAUGUCUAUCGCUCCUCCUCCUCCCCCCAUGCCCCAGCUGACUCCACAGAUACCUCUGACUGGCUUUGUGGCCAGGAUGCAGGAGAGCAUUGCAGAUACUCCUACUCCUCCUCCCCCUCCUCCUCCAGACGACCUGCCGAUGUUCGACGACUCUCCUCCCCCUCCGCCGCCUCCUCCGGUUGAUUACGAGGAGGAGGACGCCGCCGUGGUGCAGUACAAUGACCCCUACGCUGACGGAGACCCACAGUGGGCGCCCAAGAACUAUGUGGAGAAAGUGGUGGCCAUCUACGACUACUCCAAAGACAAGGACGACGAGUUGAGCUUCAUGGAGGGGUCCAUCAUCUACGUCAUCAAGAAGAACGACGACGGCUGGUAUGAAGGCGUCAGCGGCGGCGUCACCGGCCUGUUCCCGGGCAACUACGUGGAGUCCAUCAUGCACUACGCCGACUGAAGAGACCCGACAGUAACAGUACGGUCUAUUUAUUCAGUCAUAUCAUAAAUCCAAUGACGGACUGACCGCCGCCGCCGCCGCCGCCGCAGCAAUCUCCACUCACCUGAGACGCAUAGACAUAACUGUAUGACCCUACUUUUUGAUAUGACAGAAUGUUCUUCCCCUUAACUGAUUGCAAAUAAAAUGAAAAGUAAUAUCUAUUUAGUUUAUUUUGGUGUUAUAUGGGCGGGUGGGGGACAUCUAUGGAAUAUGUAAAAAAAAAAACAAGUUUCUAAGGAUUCAGACUGCACGUGCUCACAACGGUUGAACUCAAAGACGCUGGUCGAACAGCUGAAGGACUCCAUCUCUCCUGGACAAAGAUAUAUGUGAACAAGAGUAUAAUGUCUGAUGGAACAAAGAAGUGUUUGUACGGUCACUUGUAAAUAACGUGAGCUGCAGAAACUCGGGUUUAUGUAAUGUGAAAUUCAGUGAAUGUUGAUUAUAUGAUAGUUUUUAUUAGUGGUGCCCUCCUUUGACUCCAUCGUGUGUGGAAGAGAAAACGCACAUGGCCUGUCGAUAAUCUACUAAAUUAAAAACCUGUAUGAUGUAUUUCAGAGACGAACAAAAUACUCCUGUUGAUCCGUCGUUGGCGUCAAAGCAUGCAAAUUCUUUGAAGGAUGAAAAUGUAAUCUUGAGUUUUAUCGCCAUUAUGCUUCCAUUUAGUUGUAAAUGUGUCCACGUUUAUUUUGUCACCUUUAUUACGCUCUUUAAAUCUCUGAACUUCCAGAGUGAAUUUCAGGCUUCCCAACAAUCUCAGCCUCCAGAUUGCUUUUAAUUAAACAUCAUGAAAAUGAAACCGAGUUCACGUUUUCACACGUUGUGAUCUGUUCGAUGUGGAAGCUCUCAGCCGACAUGCGUCCAUAUAUUUUUAUUUACUCUAAUUUCCUGCGAUAACGAGUUCAUUCCAAUUGUUUUCUCGAGAUCUUGACUCGUUUUUUCUCGCGUUUUCGGGAUAUCAAACCAACAAACUGUUAUGACAGAUUAAAUCUCCUGUGGGGAACUUUUGGUUUGCGUCCAUUUUGGCGCCCCCCUGUGGACAAAGAGGUACAUCUACUCUGCUGAUCUUGUUCUUGCAUUAAGUCUUGUCUUCUUAAGGAACAUCCCAUCCUGAUUUCCUUUAACAGUCAAACUUAUCACUGUUCAUCUUUGCUGUGUAGAACAUAAACAAAGACUUUUUCUAUUUACCAACACCUACAAACAUAUUACAAAAAACUAAUUUCAGUCUUUUUCAAAACCUUAAUUUAUCUCAUUGUCUCAUGACAACAGGAAUAUGUUUGGCAAUCUAGAAAACCAGUCAGGGCGCUGUUGGCCUAGCAAUUAGGUAGCGCCCCAUGUACAGAGGCUGUGAUCUGCUGGGGGGGGCGUGGACUGGUUUCAAGUCUGACCUGCACCUUCUUUCCUGAGUCAUUCCCCACUCUCUUUCCAGAGUACCUGUUCUACAUCCUGUCCUCUCUAAGUUAAGGCAAAACCCAAAAAUAAUUAUUUAAAAAAACAACAGGCUGUUUAUCUCAACAUGCCGUGCUGCCAUCGCCCACACUAAGAGGCACGUUUUUCUACGUUUGUUUUGUGCUUUUGGAACUCUGAGGAUACAAGAUAUAAAUAAGUCGAGAUCCCAACAAACAUGUUGAAAUCACCAGUGAUAAAUGUGUGGCUGCAUGUCCGCUUAAGGCUUCCAUAGAGAGAACAUGUUCCAUGUGUAGCUUCUAAUAUCACAUCACUGUUAUUAGCUUUACUCUAAUCCACUGAACACCUGUAGGAUCUGCUGUUAAACAUGAAGACAA